UUGUUUUAAUUUUUCUUUUCUGUCUUUCUCUCUUCCUUUUCCUUGCCCUCCUUUUGUGCUUUUGUUAUAUUCUUCCUCUUUUCUUCUUUUGCUUGUGGCUCUCUACUUUGAUGGGCUAACAUAGGGAAUUGGAGGCUGCACGAGUGCCUUCAGUCUCUUCGCUGUUUGUCACCCAAGCGGACAAACAUAAAUACAUAGUCUUACCACUGACCAUUUUGGGGAGCAUAGAACAGAAAAGGAUGGAGGGGAGAGGGAGUAGUUUUGUGAAGAAUGGGGAGCUGAGAUUGCCUCCAGGAUUCCGGUUUCACCCGACGGAUGAAGAGCUGGUGGCUCAAUACUUAAAGCGCAAGGUCUUCUCCUGCCCGUUGCCGGCCUCUUUCAUUCCUGAGGUUGAUAUUUGCAAGUCCGAUCCAUGGGAUUUACCAGGUGAUUUGGAGCAAGAGAGGUACUUCUUCAGCACGAGGGAGGCCAAAUACCCCAACGGGAACCGAUCCAACAGAGCCACUAACUCGGGCUACUGGAAGGCCACGGGCUUGGACAAACACAUCGCAACUUCAAAAGGCCACCAACUUAUUGGCAUGAAGAAGACUCUCGUCUUUUACAGAGGCAAGCCUCCUUAUGGAUCAAGAACAGAUUGGAUCAUGCACGAGUAUCGCCUUGUCUCCCACUCCCACCUGCUUCCCAUGCAAAAUUGGGUUCUCUGUCGCAUAUUCUUCAAGAGGAGAGCACCGGCUAAUGCUAAGAAUGUUCUACUGGAUCACAAUUCCCAUUCGGCAUCAGCAUCAGAGGCCUUCACCAUCAGCCAUGAGGGCAGCAACUCUAAGGUGGUUUUCUACGAUUUCUUGGCACAGAACAGGGCUGAUUUGAACCGCGUGCCCCCUCCUGCUUCUUCGACCUCUGGCACCAGUGGAAUCACCACCGAAUCCGAUGAGCAUGAAGACAGCAGUAGCUGCAACAGCUUUCCUUUUUUCAGCAAGCAUCAAUCCCGCAGGAAACCGACCGGCAUUAAAGGUAUUUCGUGUGUGCAUGUGUGUGCUGCCUUUUCUCAUGUUAACAAGCAACCAGACAAUUUCUGUCACAUAUGGAUAACGAUGAAAUCAUACAGGAAAACAUAUAAUCAUCACAUUCAUCCAAUUCAUGGUCAACCAUUAUGGGAGCAAGCAGAGGAAUGCAACAGGCCACAUGCACCUAAAAUCAAGAAGAAACCUGAAAAACUCAAGAUGAAGAGAAGGAUGGAUGCAGAUGAGAAGAGUGGAGUAGGAACUAAAGAGCCUAAAGUUGAUACAAAACUAUUGAGUAACAGUGGAGAUAAUAUACAUCUAAAAGGGCAGUUUGAGACCUUUACCUGCAGCUUCUGUGGUGAAAAAUGACAUACAAAGAGAGGUUACAAAAAGAAGAGGGUGGCUGAUGUUAUCGCUACUACCGAACCGGCUGAGAAGAAGAAAAAAGAUGGAGAAGAUCCUACAUCUGAGCGGCAAGUUGAGCAGUCUCAAGAUGAUGGUGACCAAGGUGAUGGGAAAAGCAAUCAUGUUGUACAACCAGUGGAGAUAGAGAUAUCUUAGCCAAUAGCUUCUAAGGCAGAAGAUUCUCAAUAGGAUCCUGGUAUGAAAAGGCAUUCAAAGUUGUCACCAAGAAGAAGAUCUUCUCUACUGGCAACCUCUCCAACAGUGAAUCCCUUGCAGGGUGCAUCUUCAGGAACAUCAACAAAACUUGUCAAUUUGAUGAAGUUCGUCUCAACUCCAGG
Molecule: messenger RNA, 1744 nt
Organism: Arachis duranensis
Lineage: Eukaryota; Viridiplantae; Streptophyta; Magnoliopsida; Fabales; Fabaceae
Product: NAC domain-containing protein 83
Exons: 5
Coding region: 240-1370 (376 amino acids)
Biological process (GO): regulation of DNA-templated transcription
Molecular function (GO): DNA binding
Source: RefSeq, a predicted model, not a curated record